UGUGUGUGUGUGUAUGCGAACGCUGAAUGUUGACAUUCAACAUGGCGGCAUGUCGUCAGUGCUGUGCUGUGUCGUGCUUGUGUAAUUGUUAGUUUAGGACACUUCUGAAACCAAGGCUCACUGUAAAUUCCACAUUUAAAAGCUGAAGAAGGAAACGCUACUAUAGAAAUAUCGGAAGAACACAAUCACACUCAGCACGCAUUGAAGACAUCUGAGGAUUUUCAAGUCAACAUUUAUCCUUUAAAUCUCCUAUGUUUUUGAUUUACUCCUUUUAUAAAGGAUGACUGAUGUUUAAGAAGAACACAGUUAUUCUAAUGCACGCUAAAUUGAAUAUUUAUCAAACAGUUGUUAUAAUCAAGCAUAUACGUAUGGAAAGUAUCGACAGUAUAUGGUGUGCUAAGAUUUUGUACUUGUAUUAAUUCAUAAAUCAGCAUUAAUCGCAUCGUUCAUUUGUAUAUUGUGUACACAACAAGCCUUGUGAGCAAGAGAUAGGUGAGCCAAUACAGUGACCGUGAUUGUGAUUGCGGCUGAGAUUGUGCUGCUCCGCUUGGUUGAUAGAACAUCCGUAUCUGCGUUCAAGGAGUGCCAAGUUCGCGUCGAGCUACCGCGGUACUCUCCGAUAAAAUAAUUCACGAUACGUGUUGAGAAAUACUUUGAAGAGACCUCACUUCCAUUUCCUGGUUAUGAAGAAGCCUGCAUUUCUGCGGCAUUUCAAAGAGCCACUCUUCCUCUUCAUUAAGUUCUUGUAACAUUAUAAUAGUGAACAAAGACAUAAGGUACCAAGAACCGUUCUGUGAUAUCUAUGUUAACACUUAAAUAAUUGAAAAGACUAAAAAUUUCUAAAUAUAAGUAUAUAUAUAAAUAUAUAUAUAUAUAUAUAUAUAUAUAUAUUGUGGUGAAACAGAAGUGUGAACAUAAAAGGGAAUUAAGUAAUUCUUUUGAAAGAAGAUCUAAAUUAUACGUAAAUAUUACACACACACACAUAACAUACACACACAUACAAGCACUGCGCAAAUUGAGAAGACAAUGUCCAGCAAUCCUCAGUGGAAAACGUUCCAGCCGCCAAUCAUGAACUCUGACCCAGCAAUACUUGACUAUAAGUCCAUGGCUAUACCAAGUCCUAAAGCCAUGACGGGAUCUCAUCAACCCACAACUAACAACUACCGAAAUGGUACCAACUACAGUGGUGAUCACUAUAUGGGUUCACCUCCCGGAUGUGGCAAAAAUUCUACUACUACUACUACUACUACUAACUAUGGAAAUUAUCCUGGUGCACAAACAUCACCACGCAAUGGCGCGACAAGAUUUCCGUUCGAAUUCACCAGCAUGGAAACGAACGCUGGUUACACUGGUGAACCUGCAGCUAAUAAUCCUUCCUACCAAGAUCAGUCUGCGAAUCAAGGGACACGAGAAACGGGAAUAAUCGAGAAAUUGUUGCAUUCUUAUGGGUUCAUACAAUGCUGUGAAAGACAGGCAAGACUGUUUUUUCAUUUUAGCCAAUUUAGUGGUAACAUAGAGCAUUUGAAGAUUGGAGAUCCGGUGGAAUUUGAAAUGACUUACGAUAGGCGAACAGGCAAGCCCAUUGCUAGCACUGUUAGCAAGAUCGCUCCAGUGGCAUUAGGUGAUCAACGGUGCAUCGGUAAUGUAACAACAGAGUUACAAGCAAGUGGUGACUCACAAGGACGCAUCAGUUAUGAAAAUCGAGGAGAAUGCUUUUUUCUGCCAUAUACCAAAGAUGAUGUCGAAGGGAACGUCACUUUGCGUGCUGGUGAUAAAGUGUCAUUUCAAAUUGCUACCAAUCAACGAGGAAACUUGGGUGCGUGUCACGUAAGGCUGGAGAACCCAGUACAUCCAGUUCGUUAUCGUGGAGUGGUGUGCUCAAUGAAAGAGAAUUUUGGUUUUAUUGAGCGUGCGGAUGUAGUUAAGGAGAUAUUCUUCCACUUUAGUGAAGCCAAGUCAAUGAAAGAAGAACUCAGGCUAGGAGACGAUGUGGAAUUUAUAAUACAGACACGCAAUGUAAGUGACAAGAUCGUGAGUCUUUUGAACAAAAAAAAGAAAAAAACAAAAAAAAAAUAUAUAUAUCGUAUCCGAUAUAGAGACAGUGAAGAUCAUUCUGAAGUUGAGGUACCUUUUGGUGAUAAAGAUCAAAAAGGAGAUUUUACACUCAGGCAUGGAGACUGGGUUCAGUUUCGUAUUGCAACAGACACUAGAGAUCAGCUCAAAAGAGCUACAGAGAUAUUGUUAUUGCCAGAAUCUUUCACUGUGUCAGGGGAAAGACGAGAGCAAGGUAUUAUCGCCGCUCUUAAGGACGGAUUUGGCUUUAUUCGUUGUGUAGACCGAGAUGCGAGACUUUUCUUUCACUUUAACGAGGUUCUCGAUGUUGAUAGAGAAAUUAGUGUAGGGGAUGAAGUUGAAUUUACAAUCGUACAAGACCCUUCAUCAUCAUUCUCGAAUAAUCGACAAAGUGCUAUUAGGCUGAAACAUUUGCCAGCUGGUACCGUACAAUUUGAAACUAUUAUAGAAACGGAUAUAUUAGGUACUGUAAUACAAGACACAAGUUCAGUUGAACCUGGCCUCAUUGGUUAUGGCCAACAGAAGAGCAUUAUUUUCUUCUCUAAAGAUUGCGAUCCUAAAAAUAUUCCAAAAUUGAAUGAUAAGGUGAUGUUCAGUAUCUGUCAAGUAAAACGAAAUAAAGAACUUGUUGCUGUUGACAUAUUUUUAAUAAACGCUGCUGGUGAGAAAAUUCAAAAUACAAACAAAAAAUCAAACGGACAAGUUUGUCAAGGUUUUAUUGCUGCUCUUAAGGACGGAUUUGGCUUUAUUGAGACAGUAAAUCACGAUAAAGAAAUAUUUUUCCACUACAGUAACUUCGAGGGAGAUGCUAGUACGUUGGAAUUGGGAGCCGAUAUUGAAUGUACAAUCAGUAGUUCUGGCAAUGGAAGAGGUUCUGGAGGUUGCGUAGCCGCCGAUCAUGUUAAACUGGUGCCUCGUGGAAGUAUUCCCAGGCCGACACCAGUCAGCGAAGUGCUCGGUGGCACUGUUAUAAGACCGUUGCGAAGCGCGAAUCCCGAGCAGACCGAGUACGCCGGCCUGAUAAAGAUCAAUCCCACUAAUGAGGACGAGGAGCCGCAGGAAUAUGAAUUUGGGAUCAUGGGAUUAUCCAACAAACGGGAAUUGUUACAGGCUGGCGAUCCCGUGCAACUUCAGGUGGAUUCAGCCGGUCAUGCGUGUAAUAUCGUAGCUGUGAGGAUAAAAAGAAGAGCAACUGUAGACGCAGUAAGGGGCCCAUUCGGCUUCCUCGCCUAUGAAGUCGAUGAGGGUAAGAAGUUAUUCUUCCACAUAAGCGAGGUUCGAGAUCAUGCCACGUUGCAACCGGGGGACUCGGUGGAAUUUGCCAUAGUUACAAAUCAACGCACGGGCAAGUCUUCGGCAUGCAACGUGACUCGAUUAAGUGACGCGGUCCAGCAGCGACCAGAGCGUCUGAUAAGCCGACUGCGUACUAUAUCUAUGGAAGAUACGGGCCCAAAAUUGACCGUAGUUAGGCAACCGAAAGGGCCCGAUGGCACGCGCGGCUUUACCCAGGAAAGAUGCCAGCACACUCCCGGUGCCAUAGUGGAAUAAUGCGCCAUGAGACGGGGUUAUCGAUUAUCCAAAUUGUAAUCUACAUUAUUUGUUUUUAGUCCGUACACUUCGAUACCGAGAUUAUUAUUAUAAGCAUGAUCGUAAACGUUUGCCAAAUUCAGACUAAUGUGACAACAAUAAUUAUAAUGAUAAUAAUCAGUGAAACUGAAUGGUGAUCGAGGGCCGGAAGAGAUUAUAAAAGAAAAGGAAAAAAAAAAGAAAAAAAAAUUAAAAAAAGAACAACGACUCAUUUUAUCAUGUCAUAAAGGGAGAAAACGAACAGGAAGGCAGUUUGUUUAAUCUUCAAAUAUAACGUUAGGAUUUACUCCAGUAUGCCCUCUUUGAUUAAUUUUUUGCAUCUUCAUGAAUUUGCAGCUAAACUAGCCUAUUCGUAUGUUACUUUUCUGAAAUAAUAAAUAGUUUGUAGGAAUCGUCGAAAUUUUUCAUUAGUAUACUUCUUUGAUAGAAAUUCGAUCGAUAAUGUCAAUUUAUUCUGUUCAAAAUACAGAACGCAGAAUGCAGAAAUAGAUCCCAGGUUAUGUAGAAGUUUGGACCGCUGACAACCUGCCUGUUUGUAUGUUCUAAUGACGACGUCCUGUUUGUCUUUAUAAAAAAAAAAAAGAACAAAAAAAUAUACGUACACGUUGAUACACAA
Molecule: messenger RNA, 4276 nt
Organism: Odontomachus brunneus
Lineage: Eukaryota; Metazoa; Arthropoda; Insecta; Hymenoptera; Formicidae
Gene: Unr
Product: cold shock domain-containing protein E1
Exons: 11
Coding region: 1027-3621 (864 amino acids)
Molecular function (GO): nucleic acid binding
Source: RefSeq, a predicted model, not a curated record